AUGAAGGGGUGGGUGAGAGUGGCAGUCCUGCUGCUAUGGCAGCUGCUAGGCGCUCAGGCUGCCGAGAUGCAGAUCGACCAGAAAGACGCGAACCGACAAGUAUGCUCCGGCAUGUACUCGAAGAAGUCUUGGGGAGGCGAGGUCGAUCCGUUCAUCCUCGUCAAGUUCGUGAAGCCGGACAAUAUACCCGAAGGCCAGGACCCAAUUGUCAGCUUGGUUGUAUUUGAGUGGCAGGACAGACCUUUGAUCGGCAGAAUUGAUGCCAAUGAUCCGCAGCAAGAGCAACUGUACCUCUGCGAUGAAGCCGCGAAGGCGGAAGGACUUUGCGGCGACGACGAUCUUGGAGGUUUCAUCCUUGCCAAGAACGCUACCCAAUCAUCAAAAUCCCUCAUACGCUCCGAGGCCAUUCAUCUCAAGGAUCCAGGCGCCGUCAACUACGCUGUCAAGAGGACUGGUUACUACUGUGUCAGCACAGCUGCAUACAGCGUGGAAUCAUACGUUGGUGUUGUGGAGUUCAGGAAUGCUUUCGGCGAGCUCCCAGCAGCACAGAUUGCUAAGCUGCCGUUCUAUGCGGCUGUCACAAUCGUCUACGCCUUCAUGGCCAUGGGUUGGGGAGUGCUGUACUGGAUGCAUCGAUCCGACAUUCUUGCUGUGCAGAACUACAUCACCGCCAUCUUGGUGUUCCUGGUCAUUGAGAUGUUCAUGACAUGGCUCUUCUACGACUUCCAGAACCGACACGGCCUCAAUGCAGGAGCCAAAGCGCUUUUGGUUGUGACCUCCGUUUUGAGUGCUGCGAGGAACAGCUUUUCAUUCUUCCUGCUGCUUAUUGUUUGCAUGGGAUAUGGUGUCGUGAAGCACACUCUUGGCAAGACGAUGUGGUAUGUGCGAGCCCUGGCCAUCACGCACUUCGUCUUUGGCGUCAUUUAUGCCAUUGCAUCGCUUUCAGUCACACCAGAAAAUGCUGGACCUCUGGUACUGCUGGUGGUUCUGCCACUGGCUGGCACUCUGACAGCCUUCUACAUCUGGACACUUAACAGCCUGAACUACACAAUGAAGGACCUCACCGAGCGGAAGCAAACGAUCAAGGCCGGCAUGUACCGCAAGCUAUGGUGGUGCAUCUUGACCAGUAUCAUCGUCAUCUUCAUCUUCUUCUUUGUCAACAGCUGGACGUUCGCAGGGCAGAGCGCAACCGACUUUGUGCCAAAUCACUGGCAAUCCAGGUGGUUUAUCCUUGAUGGGUGGCUCAACCUAGUCGCCUUUUUCGAUGUGGCCUUUGUUGCCUACGUGUGGCGGCCAACAGCGAACAACAGAAGGUUCGCAAUGUCUGACGAGAUCGCGCAAGACGACGACGGCUUUGAGAUUGCAUCGAUCAGGGACUCGAUGGACAUUGAUGAUGACCUCGAACUUGGUGGGCCUGGCGAAUCGAAGCCUCCUCCGUAUGAUGCACCGAGAGCAACAUCAUCUGCUAACAGAGAUGCAUCGCCUCUGCCGGCACCCAUACCGACAAAGCCCGCGCCUCUGCCGCGCGAAUCAUUAGAUGGUGAGACGAUCUUCGCUGUGGGCGAUGAGGACAAGUUCUCAGACGACGAAGACGAUGAUGAUGUUGGUGAAGGGAAGCGAUUGACUGGAAAGUCUAGUUAA
Molecule: messenger RNA, 1641 nt
Organism: Fulvia fulva
Lineage: Eukaryota; Fungi; Ascomycota; Dothideomycetes; Mycosphaerellales; Mycosphaerellaceae
Product: Membrane protein PTM1
Exons: 4
Coding region: 1-1641 (546 amino acids)
Biological process (GO): retrograde transport, endosome to Golgi
Cellular component (GO): Golgi apparatus; membrane
Source: RefSeq, a predicted model, not a curated record